GUGCCCGCGCCGGUCGGUUGGUGGCGCCUUUGUCCUACGGCGGGCAGGUGGGCUGAGGCGGAGGCGACAGCGGCGGGCCUGAGGCGAAGGAGCGGCCGGGCGCCCGCCGCACUGGUAGCGAUAUUAAUAAGGCAGCGGAAAGAAGAAAUAUGAAUACGGCUCCAUCAAGACCCAGCCCCACACGAAGAGAUCCGUAUGGCUUUGGAGAUGGACGAGAUACAAGACGUGAUCGAUCCCCCAUUCGAGGAAGCCCAAGAAGAGAGCCCAGGGAUGGCAGAAACGGCCGGGAUAGCAGAGACAUGCGAGACCCCCGAGACCUGCGGGACCACAGAGAUAGCAGAGACAUUCGGGAUCACAGAGACAGCAGGAGUAUGCGCGAUGCUCGGGACAUGAGGGAUCUCAGAGACUUUCGUGAUCUAAGAGACUCUAGGGAUUUUCGAGAUCACCGGGAACCCAUGUAUGACAGAUACAGAGAUAUGAGGGACUCCCGAGAUCCCAUGUACAGGAGAGAAGGCUCAUAUGACCGAUACCUACGAAUGGAUGAUUAUUGCAGGAGAAAGGAUGACUCUUACUUUGAUCGUUACAGAGAUAGCUUUGAUGGCCGAGGCCCUCCAGGCCCAGAAAGUCAGUCUCGAGCAAAAGAGCGUUUGAAACGUGAGGAACGGCGUAGAGAAGAGCUUUAUCGUCAAUAUUUUGAGGAAAUCCAGAGACGCUUUGAUGCUGAGAGGCCUGUUGAUUGUUCUGUGAUUGUGGUCAACAAGCAGACUAAAGAUUAUGCUGAAUCUGUGGGGCGGAAGGUGCGAGACCUAGGCAUGGUAGUGGACUUGAUCUUCCUCAACACAGAAGUGUCAUUGUCACAAGCCUUGGAAGAUGUUAGCAGAGGAGGGUCUCCUUUUGCUAUCGUCAUCACCCAGCAACACCAGAUUCACCGCUCCUGUACAGUCAACAUCAUGUUUGGGACCCCACAAGAGCAUCGCAACAUGCCCCAGGCAGACGCCAUGGUGCUAGUGGCCAGAAAUUAUGAGCGAUAUAAGAACGAGUGCCGGGAAAAGGAACGUGAGGAGAUUGCCAGACAGGCAGCCAAAAUGGCUGAUGAAACCAUCCUACAGGAAAGAGAACGAGGCGGCCCUGAGGAAGGGGUGCGUGGGGGGCACCCUCCAGCCAUCCAGAGCCUCAUCAACCUGCUGGCAGACAACAGGUACCUCACUGCUGAAGAGACUGACAAGAUCAUCAACUACCUGCGAGAGCGGAAGGAGCGGCUUAUGAGGAGCAGCACCGACUCUCUGCCUGGCCCGAUUUCCCGCCAACCACUCGGGGCGACCUCGGGUGCCUCGCUGAAGACACAGCCAAGUUCUCAAUCGCUCCCCAGCGGCCAAGUGCUCCCCUCUGCUACACCCACUCCAGCUGCACCCCCCACCUCCCAGCAAGAGCUUCAGGCCAAAAUCCUCAGCCUCUUCAAUAGUGGCGCGGUUACGGCCAAUAGCAGCUCUACAUCCCCCUCAGUUGCUGCCGGAAACACCCAGAACCAGAAUUUUUCCACAGCAGCGAACAGCCAGCCUCAACAAAGAUCACAGGCCUCUGGCAAUCAGCCUCCAAACAUUUUGGGACAGGCAGGAUCUGCUCGGAACAUGGGCCCCAGGCCUGGGGCUCCUUCCCAAGGGCUCUUUGGCCAGCCUUCCAGUCGCCUGGCACCUGCCAGCAAUAUGGCUAGCCAGAGGCCCGUGUCUUCCACAGGUAUCAACUUUGACAAUCCAAGUGUACAGAAGGCUCUGGACACCCUGAUCCAGAGUGGCCCUGCUCUCUCCCACCUGGUUAGCCAGACCACAGCACAGGUGGGGCGGCCCCAGGCCCCCAUGGGAUCUUACCAGAGGCAUUACUGAGGCUAAAUCUCUCAACUCCUCCCAGAUCCCUCAUCCCCUGGCCUCCUCUCACUCACUGCGUUCUAGAUAGAGUUAUUUGGAGGAUGUUCUUUGCGCCUGUCCAGGUCCACAUCAAAUGUCGUAAGUUUCUACCACCUGCUCUCCUGCCCAAGGCUGUGUUGCUUAUUCGAGUCAGAGUUUAUACUGCAUUUGGGGGUCUUUUUUUUUUCUUUUUUAUAGAAAAUUAUCUCUGGGGUCAUUGGGCACUGUAAGUGUCUGGGCUCUGUCCGUUUUUCUUCAGUUUCUCUGUUGAUCUGGGGAGAGAAGCCAGGCCCUCAGUGCUUGAGUCUGCAGUGGCAUUUUCACGUCAGCACUGCCUUUGUUCAUCUUGGACCCACCAAGGCGUUCCAGCCUCAUGCAGCCUGGCGUUCUGCCUGAGGACGCAGGGAGCAGACAGCCGGUCACGGGCCCAUUGCUCUGGGACUUCUGCUUGUGGAUUCGAGAAUCGGCUGCUCCCGAGCUGUUAAGGAGUGGCUGUGGCAGCCGCAACACAGGCGCUUUGCUGCCUGACCCGGGGUUCUUUUUUUUUUUUUCUUUUUUUUCUCUCUUCCCCAUUUCAUUGGAGGCUCUCCAGUGGAAAGAACUGCUCCAGUCACCAGCAGUUUGACCAGACCUGUGGAGCUGGGCCCAGCACUGAACCCCCCUUAACACUUCUGUCACCAUCUCCCUCUCCAGUGGUAGUUUCUUGGAGUUGGUUCUCAGAAGGCAGCUCUGGACUCUGGCAGUGAACACCCGCUUCAGUGACUGUUUUGAGCAUUUGGCUCAAAAAUCAGGCUCUUGUUUUCACCUAGAAUCUUAAUUUUGUUUUCUGAGCAGCAGGAGGUAGAGACCAUUUUGAUGUCAGGCUUCUGGUAGCUGGACGUGUUCUCGAUGCAGGCGGCUGUUCUUAACUUUUGAGCCGGAAUGAAAUUGCUAGAGGGAGGACUUCUGGCUGCUGCUCUAAAUGGAGCCAAAGGAGGCUGCUCCCUCCCUAGGGAGGCGCCCAUCAGAGCCCUGAGGGUGAUGUCGUGGUCUUGGUCCGUAGGGGCCCCGCAGGGAUGAGGGAGAACAGUGACUUGAGCUGCUUCCCUGUCGGUGGCUCAGCAAACAAUGGUUUCCAAACUCAAGGUCCCCAGAUGGCAGCGUUUUUUGUUCUGACCUGUUUGUGUUAUAUAGUGGGUUUUUUUCCCCCUCUUUGGAACUCUUGUGUUGUUAAUAAUAUGAAAUGAUUACUUUUUAAUUAAAAUGAAAAUGUAAAAGCUGCGUCAUCUCUUUGCGGUGUGGCUGGCUGCAGGACCUCUUUGCGGGGCACCCCCCCAGGCUCGGAAGGGACGGUCCCCAGCGCAGCACUGCCUGAUUUCAGUCUGCUGUGACAUCUGCCCCUUCCGUCCCCGACCCGCGCUCAGGCCUCGAAGCCUCAUUAACCUAGUAGCUUCUCUCGCGAUGUAGCGCACCUAGUUAGGUUUAAUAACAGUUCAGAGCAAAAGCCCGCGCUGGCUGAUGACGGUCUUGUCAAGCAUCCUAGUUGAUGGGAAACUCUCCUUGGCAGCAGGCUCCUCCUCCUCCUCUGAGAAGGAAAACGGGACCCUGAGGCUGUGCCUGGCUGGCGGCCAGUGGAGUGGGGCACUUUCCCGUUCAGAUUUCAUCUCACUCGCCACCCUCUGUUCUGCCCGUGGUGCACAGAGUUGGCAGAACCAUAGUGUCGCAGAACCUUGGAGAACACUUACUAGCCAGCUGCAGCAGGACAUGUGGGGCUGAGGAAGAUGUGGGGAAGUGAUUGGCACGAGGCCUCCCGUGGGUCGGCGACCAAGGUGCUGGCAGCGCUGAGCCUGACCUAGUAAGAGUGUGAGG
This is a messenger RNA of Talpa occidentalis (Iberian mole), 3749 nucleotides long. It is a transcript of the gene NCOA5, whose product is annotated as nuclear receptor coactivator 5. The record is from RefSeq and is a predicted model, not a curated record. Gene Ontology annotation, cellular component: nucleoplasm. The coding region runs from base 150 to 1880 and encodes 576 amino acids. Lineage: Eukaryota; Metazoa; Chordata; Mammalia; Eulipotyphla; Talpidae. The transcript has 8 exons. Gene Ontology annotation, biological process: regulation of signal transduction.